Messenger RNA from Sus scrofa (pig), 840 nucleotides. It is a transcript of the gene LY86, whose product is annotated as lymphocyte antigen 86. Gene Ontology annotation, biological process: positive regulation of lipopolysaccharide-mediated signaling pathway; innate immune response. The record is from RefSeq and is marked provisional. Lineage: Eukaryota; Metazoa; Chordata; Mammalia; Artiodactyla; Suidae.
UUUUUAUUGGGCCUGUUAAUCUUCCCUGGGACGCAGGCAGCCCCGCCAUGAGGGGGUUCACGGCCACAUUGCUUGUCUGGACUCUGGUUUCUCCCCAGGGCGGUGGCGGGGAGGCCUGGCCCACACACGUCGCCUGCAGGGAUGGGAAUUUGGAAGUUCUCUACCAGAGCUGCGACCCGCUACAAGAUUUUGGCUUUUCUGUUGACCAGUGUUCCAAACAAUUAAAACCAAACCUCCACAUUCGAUUUGGAAUCAUUCUGAGACAAGACAUCAGGGAGCUGUUUCUGGACGUCGCUCUCUUCAGUCAGGGGUCCUCCAUCCUGAACUUCUCCUACCCCAUCUGCGCGGAUCUGCCCAAGUUUUCCUUCUGCGGAAGAAGGAAAGGAGAGCAGAUUUAUUACGCCGGCCCUGUUAAUAAUCUCGGAUUUGAAAUUCCCACGGGAGAGUACCAGGUUCUGCUGGAGCUGUACAACCAGGACCACUCCACCGUGGCCUGCGCCAAUGCCACGGUCCUCUGCUCCUGAGCGUCUGGGAGUGUGCGGAGCUGUCGCGUGGCAACCGCGGCUCCUCCCGCUGAACCUGCCGCGAGGAAGGACCGGCAGACGGCAGAGCGAGGCUCCCGGAAGGCGCAGGCGCUGAUUUCCACCCCUGGACCAGAGGUCCCGGGCCCCAGGGAUGCAACGAAGUCCCCCCCAUCUGAUCUCGGGAGCUCCUGGGGGUCGCCAAGCAGUUUGCGGGUCCUGUCCCUCUUCCCUAAGUGCUCAUCUGACACCCCUCACCUCUUUCCAGCUCCUGGGGGCCCUUCCUCGGUCGCCCAGAAUAAAGAAACUGGCCCCACAA